This is a messenger RNA of Chironomus riparius, 3892 nucleotides long. The record is from the annotation of a GenBank genome assembly. NCBI's taxonomy places the organism in Eukaryota, Metazoa, Arthropoda, Insecta, Diptera, Chironomidae.
CUUUCAAGUGAAAAGAUCUUCAAAAAAAGAAGAGUAAAAAUAAUGAAAGUUUGUGUAAUCGGAGCUGGUGCAGCGGGUCUCUGUGCAAUAAAGCAUACGAUUAAUUAUGGUUUAGAAGUUACAGCAUAUGAGCAAGCAAAAGAAAUAGGUGGAACAUGGGUGUACACUGAUGAUAUUGGAAAAGAUAAAUAUGGUUUGGACGUUCAUUCAAGCAUGUAUCAAGGAUUAAAUACAAAUUUGCCGAAAGAAAUAAUGCAUUAUCCUGACUAUCCGUUUCCAGAACAAGAAAAUUCCUAUUUGAGUGCUGAGGAAGUUUUAAAGUACUAUCAAUCGUAUGCCGAUAGCUUUAAUUUAAGGAAUUAUAUAAAAUUUGAGCAUCAUGUUGUGCGUGUUCGCCCAUUACUUAAUGAUACUUGGGAAGUAAUUGUUAGAGAUCUAAGACGCAAUACAUACGAAACUGUUAAUUAUGAUGCCAUUCUUGUGUGUAAUGGCCAUUAUAAUACACCAUUCAUUCCGGAUUAUGAAGGACGAAACAUUUUCGAAGGAAAGCAAAUUCAUUCGCAUGAUUAUCGAUGCGGUGACCCUUAUACUAAUGAAUCUGUCUUAAUAAUAGGAAAUGGGCCAUCGGGUCGUGAUGCUCUUCUUGAUAUUCAGAAUGUUGCUGCGAAUGUCACAUGGUCACAUCAUUGGGAAAAUGGGUCUCUUAUCAAUCAUUUGCGUAAUAGUGUCACACAAAAACCUGACGUAUUAAAAUUUAACAAAGACGGUGCGUUUUUUAUCGAUGGAUCUUAUCAAAAAUUUUCUGUUAUUCUUUACUGCACAGGCUAUCGUUAUACAUUUCCUUUCUUAUCAGUUGAUUGUGGUUUGAUGGUUAAUGAUAAUUGCAUUGAACCUCUUUAUAAACAUUGCAUUAAUAUUAAUAGACCAACAUUGGCUAUUAUUGGUCUCCCAAAUUUUGUAUGUCCCAAUCAGUUAUUUGAUAUCCAGACUCGUUUCUGUCUUACAUUCAUAUCAAGAAAACAAAAAUUUCCAAAAAAGGAAGAAAUGUUACGGGAUUUAGAAAACGAUAUAAAAGUUCAGCUAAUAGAGCGAGGCUUCCCUAAAAGAAAAUUUCAUCUCUUAGGGGUUGGUCAUCAAGAAAAGUAUUAUGAUUCUUUAUCUGAAAUAACUAACAUUGAUCCAAUUGAACCAGUCAUAACAAUGAUGUUUGAAAAAAGCAUGUCUAAUUUAGUUCAAGAUUUCGUAAAUUUCCAGUUAAAAGGUACUAUGAAUAAUAGAAAUCCGAAAGUUAGGAGACGUGAAUAUACAACAGAUGUUCAUAGCAACUUUGAAUACAAUGCUGAUCAAAAUACAAAUAACUUUAAUGAAGUGAACCGUGUUAAGUUUCAAAAUAAUGAAGCAGAUAUAAUAUUGGAUCGAAAGAUUAACUAUUUUUACACUCCUGGUCGUUGUGGUGGUGAUGCUUUUUCAGCGAGUUUGUUAAUGUCUUCAGAUUAUUGGCAUAGUAUCACUGUUCAUCAUCAAGGUCUUUUUACAAAAGGAGAAAUAGCAGCUGGAUUAGAAGAAAUGGUUGAAAACAAAUAUUUUAUCCCUAUUGCAUACAUUUCGGGAAUAAAUGAGGAUACAUUCUAUAUUUACAAUCAAUCUAGUGCAUUGCAAAAUAUGAUAAAGAAAAAUCUUGAAACAGUUGUUACCAACAAGUCUUUGAGAUUUACAUUGAAAUUGGGAGUAGGAUGCUACGUAAAAGGACAGUUAAAUCCUAUCGAAAAAAUUGAUCUUGCAAUUGCAGACGUUAUUAGUAAAUACCGAGAGCUGCGAUUAGAUUUUAGUUAUUUUGAUAAGCACCGUGCGUUCGUUGAUAUGCAAUUCUCUCUGAAAAAUCAUGGAUGUUUUAACAUUUUUUGCGACCGAUUGCUGUACGCGCUACAAAUUGAUAUGAAUAGGAAUGUUCUAGCAAACAUAAGGAUUUUAGUACUUGUUGGAAAUAAGAUUAAAUAUCUACAACCUUUGUCCAAACUUACGAAAUGUAGAAGCUUACAAAACAUAAGUCUUAAAAAUAAUUUGAUUGAAUCUAUAGAGGAGUUAGAAGCUCUUAAAAUUUUGAAUCUUAAAGCAUUAAGUGUUGCUGGGAAUUUAAUCAUGGCGAAUAAUGAAAGUAUUCUUGCAAAUAAAAUAAUGAAAAUUUUACCGUCGCUCGAAAAGCUAGAUAUCAAAAGAAAACAUGAGGUUCUAGAUACACCAAUUGUCGAAAAUAUUAUUACUCCUAGUAAAUCUUCUGAAGAUGUCGUAAAAUCAAUUGACAUAGAUGAAAAUUUCAAAAAUGAAUUUCCAAGAAGAGAAUUUAUUAAAGCCUUUUGGAGUAAAAUUGUUAUUGAACAUAAUGGAAGAUUCAAAAGUAAGGUAAUUUUAGAUGAAAUGUUUGAAGCCUUUUUUCAAGAUGUACCGUGCUACAUUUGCUACUAUAAAACAGGAGAAUUAGAAGAUUCAUUUAUGCUUUAUAUGAAUUUUUCUCCAAUGAACAUACUCGUAGUAAAUGAUUUAAAAAUGAAAAUGAAGGGAACAAAUGAAUUUGUUACAUUUAGACUACAUUUAAAAUGUUCUACUUUUACUAAGGGAGAAUUAAAAUGGAGUGAAUUAAUUGGAAAAGUCGUUAACAAACGGAUUAGUGCAGCAAAAUUGGACCUGAGUAAUUUUUGCAAUGACCCAGAUUUUAAGGAACUAAUUUUCAAUUUAAAAGCUGCUGAUGUAAAAAAACAUAUUUUGCAGUGUGCCUUAAAUAUAAAUCCUAAAAUUAUUGAAAUCAAUUUAAGCAAUAAUGAUUUGAAUUCAUUUAAAGGACUCGGUAUAAUUAAAUCUUUCCCAGAAUUAAUUUCCCUAAACUUGUCUCAAAAUAAUAUUGAAUCAUUAUUUAGAUUCCCAGAAAAUCUUAAAAUUGUAGAGCUAAUUGUAGAUCAAAAUCCUUUAUGUGAAAAAUUUAAAACCCCAAUAUCAACAACAUACGAGUAUGUAAAGGUUUUUAAUGCUCUAUGUCCACAACUACAAUACAUUGAUGGACGAAAAAUUGAUCAAAGUUUCAAAAUGAUUAACAUGCAAAAUUAUUAUACAACAUCAAAUGCACAUAAUACAGUAGAAAGCUUUUUAAGCUACUUCUACAAAAACUUCGACAAUAAUUAUAAUCGUAUGAUAUUAUGUGAUGUCCUGUAUAAAUCAGAUUCGAUUUUAACAAUAAAAUGUGAAAAUGACAAAACACUCGUAAAAAUUGGAAAGGAGGAUAUAAAAAGAUUCUAUCAAGAAUUUACAAUUACAGAGCAUGACUUUAUAACAAUGACAGUUGAUACACCAUUAUUUAAUAAUCAAAACAUCCUAAUAAGUGUGAAUGGAGUUUUUAAGCAAAAAAAAUUUCAAUCAAUGAACGAAGAGGACAAUAUAUUUACAUUUUCACGGACAUUCCUGCUAAGGAUGGAAAAGCGUAAUAAUGGAAGAAAAUCUCGAACUCCCGGAACUCUUUCUGAAACAUACAACUAUGAGAUACAAAAUGAAAUGUUCAAUUAUGCAGUUUUAAAUGAUAGCAGAAUCAAAAUAAAAGCAUUUAAGAAGAAACCAGCUACUGAAGAAGAAAUCGAACUAGUAUUUGAUAACAAAAUCACGAUGAAAAACGAAUUCACUGCUAAUAUGGAAUUAUUUCGACAAACAACAUUGUUAUCUGAAAAAUGGUGCUUAAGAAUUUUGGAAGAUGCCAAUGGUGACUUUACAACUGCUUUAAAUUAUUUUCUUGAAAUGUAUAAAAUUCAGUUUUUCAAAAAAGAAGACUUCAAUUUUUGAAAUUGUUUUUAUAAUUAAAUCAGCUUUUUAAUAAUUUUGAACGUUGUAAUAAAUAGUUUUAAGAUUUAAA